CAAAUGAACUACAGUAUUAAUAACAUUAAUUAUUAUUAUUAUUAUUAUUACUAUCGAAUUAAUUUAUUAUUAUUAUAGUUAUAGUUCAACCGGUUAAUACUAUAUUAACGAUUAUUUGAUUUUAUAUACUAUUGUGUAACCAUUGUCUUCAGUCGUGUAUUGUGUUGUACCGGGUUAGACAAAUUUUACAUUCCGUAGACUAAUAUCGGGACGAUGUCAAACGGCGGUACGGCAUACGCCGAUUCCUUGCCCAAUGUCGCUGCGCAUCUCCCUUCUAUGUUUAUGUCUUGGCGUACCAGACUUCCAUCUCACGUUCUCGCCAUACGGCCGUGGUCGUUGAGUGCAUCAAUAAUACCGACAUUGUUAGGGUGCACCAUUGCACAGAAGCUGAACCAGAAUAUUGAAUUCAAUUUACUGACAUUACUGUUGACCUUGCUCACCGUGGCGUUAGUCCAUGGAGCUGGAAAUGUGGUGAAUACAUAUUAUGAUUACGUCCGAGGUAUUGAUGGCCGCAACAGUGACGACCGCACUUUAGUUGAUAGGAUUUUGUCUGAAAAUGAAGUGGAAAGGCUGGGGGCAAUAUUGUACUUUUUAAGUUUUGUUACUUUCUUUUGGCUGGCACUUAUAUCUCAAGCAAAAAUGGGUCAUUUAGCUGCUGCCUACCUUUGGGGCUUAAGUGUAUCUUUUCUAUACACCGGAGGCUUCGGAUUCAAAUACAUUGCAUUAGGAGAUGUAAUUUUUUUAAUACUAUUUGGACCUGCUUCAGUUUUGUUUGCAUAUCUGUCCCACACCGGUGAACUCAAUCUAGAACCUAUUUACUAUGCAAUACCGUUGGCACUGAAUACUGAAGCCAUAUUGCAUAGCAACAAUACUAGAGAUUUAGAAAGUGACAGAAAAGUUGGUAUUGUUACAUUAGCGAUAUUGAUUGGCCGAACAGCUUCGAUAAUCUUUUACGGAUUUUUAUUAUUUACGCCUUACAUAAUGUUCGUCGUUUUGUCUGUAAGGUGCUCUAAAUGGUUCUUGUUGCCAUUAAUAACCAUGAGCUAUGCCUUUAAAAUUGAAAGAGAAUUUAGAAAUGGUAUUAAUGUUCAGUCGAUACCCAAACGAACUGCUAAAUUAAAUUGUAUUUUCGGUAUUUUAUAUAUAUUUGCCGUAAUGGCAGCUGACAAAUCAAACUUGCCAUUUAGUAUUAAAUGAAGCGCUUUAUUUUCAUAGAUAAUGGUUAUUAGUAUCAGUGAUUUGUUUUAUAGUUUGCAACAGUCAUAAAGUUGUUCCUUAUGAGAGUGUUGACAUUGUAACGAAAACUUUAUUGUGAAUUUAUUUAGUUAAUAAAUAUACAUCUAUACAUAAAUAAUUAUUUUAAUUUUCAUCUAGAUAAUACUUGCGUUUAAAUCUAUAGGUUUGUUUUUUGUAUGUACUAUGUUAAAAAUUAAAACUAUAUAGAUACAAUUAUUAAUGCUGUCUAGCGUAUGCAUAUAUUUAUUUAAAUAUUAAUUGCCUAUUUAGACAAGCACCUAAUAUUGAUUAGGUCGAAAUACAUCGCGCAUUUUAUGAUACCAAAAUUAUUCUUAGGUUGUUUUUUUUUUUUUAUGACAAUUUGUAUUGAUUUUAAGGAAAAAUAUAAUUUACUUAUUGCCAAUAAGAACAAUUGUUUUUUAUUUGUUUUUUAGUUAAUAGUUAUUAUUCUAUAGUACAUUAUAAUUAGUAUUACAACUAAUAAGUCAGAUAGGUUUUAAAAUUCAUAAAAUAUGUGAUUAUAUUUUGUAUUAAACCUUGAAUCAUUUGUCAAAAUAAAGCUGUAUCUUUGUAAUAAUAAUAUAAACGUCAUAUUUUUCAUAUCUAGUAUAAUUUUAGUUAAGACAUUUUUUAACGACAAAUAAUUCUUUUUGUUCGGUUUAUACUGCUUGUAUUCUUUAAAUGCUAUACAUAAUAUUAAAAUCAAAGUCUUCCUGUGCUACAUUUGUGUGUAUAUAUAAUAAAAUUAUAAAUUUUGUAAAUAAUCGAUGGACUAUUAACAAUCACUCUUUGAUAUAAAAUAUGUAAUAUUUUUUAUAUAAUUGGACCAAUCAAAUAGUUUAUGUGUGGUCUAAAUGUUGGCCACAAAUCAUAAUAUGUUUAUGUAUUCUUUUAUUAAAACGACAAACGCGUUAAAGUGUAAUGAUGUUAAUAGAUUUAUUGUCAUUAAUAUGUGUUUAGUAUUUAACUUGUAAAACCAAAAGUCUAGGAAGUUGUAGCACUUGAAAUAAAUCACUCAGCAUAUAGUUUACGUAACAGUUAAAUUUUGUUUUACUCAACAUUGUAUGUGUACUGUGUAUUUUUUAGUUAUUUUUAUAAAUAAACAUAAGUAUGUAGAGGGCCUACUGACGCCUUGCUAUUGGCAGCGCUCGGGUUCAUGUACUUAUUAGAGCACACGUUAUAAAAAAUAGAACAUUAUAAUUUAUAUAUAAUAUGUACCUAUGUUGGUCGAAAAAUAACUGUGUCAAUUAGUUGUAAAUUUA
Messenger RNA from Adelges cooleyi (spruce gall adelgid), 2498 nucleotides. RefSeq names its product ubiA prenyltransferase domain-containing protein 1 homolog (gene heix). Gene Ontology annotation, biological process: vitamin K biosynthetic process; menaquinone biosynthetic process. NCBI's taxonomy places the organism in Eukaryota, Metazoa, Arthropoda, Insecta, Hemiptera, Adelgidae. Gene Ontology annotation, molecular function: prenyltransferase activity. The transcript has 2 exons. The coding region runs from base 214 to 1197 and encodes 327 amino acids. Gene Ontology annotation, cellular component: endoplasmic reticulum; Golgi membrane. The record is from RefSeq and is a predicted model, not a curated record.